AGCUGGCGGAACACGGUGGAGCUCUGGCGAGUGCUGGCCGUCAUUGCUGCGCCACUAUGUUACCUCCUCUUCUACCUACUGGUGGGCAUCGCAUGGGCUGGCUCAAACCGUUGGCGACGCCUGCUCUACCAUGCUCCGCCCACCAGGCGCGUAGAGAAGAAGCCGAAACAGGAGACUGAAAAGGAAUUUGAGGAGCGCCGACAAACGUGGAGUGAGGGCAUCCCCAGACACUACAAUUUCGACCCUAAAGAGUACUUGGAUGACUUCCUGACCAGUGAGGGCAUUGAUGUCAGUAUCAAGAGAUGGAGGAGAAAAUAG
Messenger RNA from Dibothriocephalus latus, 318 nucleotides. The record is from the annotation of a GenBank genome assembly. NCBI's taxonomy places the organism in Eukaryota, Metazoa, Platyhelminthes, Cestoda, Diphyllobothriidea, Diphyllobothriidae.